Morus notabilis is the source of this 2309-nucleotide messenger RNA. RefSeq names its product leukotriene A-4 hydrolase homolog. Gene Ontology annotation, biological process: proteolysis. Gene Ontology annotation, molecular function: metallopeptidase activity; zinc ion binding. The coding region runs from base 114 to 2309 and encodes 731 amino acids. NCBI's taxonomy places the organism in Eukaryota, Viridiplantae, Streptophyta, Magnoliopsida, Rosales, Moraceae. The record is from RefSeq and is a predicted model, not a curated record. Gene Ontology annotation, cellular component: cytosol. The transcript has 7 exons.
AGGGAAAAAAAAAAGAAAACGCUCACAGGUCUUCAUUUUCCCACUAAAUUCUGCAACUCUUUUCCGGGGAAAAAAAAGAAGCAAAGCCCUAGAAAGCUUCCAAAUCUCCUCCAAUGGCGCCCGUUGACCCUCACUCGUUCGCCGACUCCACUCACCAGUUCGCCAAUCACAUCUCCCUCUCUCUCUACCUCGACUUCGCUUCUUCUACCAUCCAUGGCUCCGCUCUUCUCUCCCUCCCAAACCCUCACUCCGGCCCUCUAUCUCUAGACGCCCGCUCUCUCUCCAUCCACUCCGUUCUCGAUCCCCAAUCCUCCUCGCCACUCUCGUUCUCUCUUUCUCCUCCCGACCAAAUUAAAGGCUGCCACCUCACCGUUUCUCUCUCCGGCCACGCCUCGUUCCUCGUCGUCUUCUCCACCUCGCCUUCUUCCUCAGCUCUCCAAUGGCUGUCGCCGCCUCAGACGUUCAAUAAGACCUAUCCUUUCGUCUACACGCAAUGCCAGGCCAUCCACGCGCGCUCGGUUUUCCCCUGCCAGGAUACUCCGGCUGCGCGCGUCUGCUACAGCGCGCGGUUGAACGUUCCGAGGCAGCUUUCGGCGGUGAUGUCGGCGCGCCAUGUCGAUCGGCGAGGCCCGGUCGCUGGCGAGGGGUUGUUGCUGGUCUGCGGUGAUCAGAUGUGGUGCGCCGAGGGAAGAGUCGUCGAGGAGUUCGUGAUGGAGCAGCCGAUUCCGCCGUACUUGUUCGCUUUCGCGGUUGGAGAGUUAGGGUUUAGGGAGGUGGGGCCGAGGACAAGGAUCUAUGCGGAGGUUGUGCCUGCGGUGUUGGAUUCGGCAGCAAGGGAGUUUGCGGGCACCGAAGAAAUGAUAAGGCAAGGGGAGAAGCUUUUUGGGCCAUACGAGUGGGAACGUUUUGAUUUGCUGGUGUUGCCUUUGAGCUUUCCUUAUGGAGGGAUGGAGAAUCCAAGGAUGGUGUUCUUGACUCCAACUGUUAUUAAGGGCGAUGCGAGUGGCGCGCAGGUGGUGGCGCACGAGCUUGCUCAUAGCUGGACUGGAAACUUGAUCACUAACACGACCAAUGAACAUUUUUGGUUGAAUGAGGGUUUUACAACAUAUGCGGAGAGGAGAAUCAUUGAAGCGGUGCAAGGGGAAGAGAAAGUUGUGUUGAACAUUGGAAUCGGAUGGAGGGGAUUGAAUGAGACUGUGGAAAGGUUCAAGGACAGGUUGGAGUUUACUAAGCUCAAGACAAAUCAGGAAGGAGUUGACCCAGAUGAUGUGUAUUCUGAAGUUCCAUAUGAAAAAGGCUUUCAAUUUUUAUGGCGCAUUGAACGUCAGGUGGGAAGGCCUGCAUUUGAUGAGUUCCUCAAGAAAUAUAUUGCCACCUUCAAGUUCAAGUCAAUUGAUACUGAUACCUUUCUUGAUUUUCUGAAAGCUAACAUUCCUGGAAUAGAGAAUGAGGUUGACUUAGUUCUGUGGACUGAGGGUACUGGUAUUCCUCCAGAUGCCUACGAACCAGUAUCCAGUUUAUAUACAAAGAUUCUGUCUCUUGCAAAUGAGUUUAGCCUUGGUAGGGUGCCGAGGGAUGAUGAAGUUGCCGAUUGGCGAGGACAGGAGUGGGAGCUCUACUUGGAGCACUUGCCUAAAUCUCUUGAAGCUUCACAGCUCUUGGCGUUGGAUUCACGCUACACGCUCUCAGAAUCGAAAGAUUACGAGGUGAAGGUGGCGUUUUUGCAGCUAGCAAUUUGCGCCAAGUGCAGAGACUACUAUGUUGAGGUAGAAAAAACACUGAAGGAAGUAGGGAGGAUGAAAUACCUUCGUCCACUCUACACUGCUCUUGUCCAGGGCAAUGGGAAGGAAGAAGAGAAGAUUUUGGCCAAAAGGGUGUUUUCAGAGGCUCGCGACACUUAUCAUCCUAAUAUAUAUAUAUAUAUAGAAGAGGAAAAGCUGAAACAAGAUAAGGCAAAGAGUGCUCAUCUGGCCUCAACCUCUAAGGACAAGGACAAGGGAAACAAAAGGAAGAAGGAUAAGGAAGCUACAGAUAUGACACAUGUGGUGGAUAGAUUCUGGUGCAACAACUCACAUCAGUGUGCCUAUGCACUGGCAAAGUUUAACCAAUUUAAGGUGAGCUAUAACUGUCAGAAAGAGACUUGGUCUCUGAAUGAGCUCAUAUCACACUGUGUUCAGGAAGAGGAAAAGCUGAAACAAGAUAAGGCAAAGAGUGCUCAUCUGGCCUCAACCUCUAAGGACAAGGACAAGGGAAACAAAAGGAAGAAGGAUAAGGAAGCUACAGAUAUGGCACCUCAGAAGAAACAAUAA